Molecule: messenger RNA, 2574 nt
Organism: Bombina bombina (fire-bellied toad)
Lineage: Eukaryota; Metazoa; Chordata; Amphibia; Anura; Bombinatoridae
Product: gastrula zinc finger protein XlCGF26.1-like
Exons: 4
Coding region: 72-2009 (645 amino acids)
Biological process (GO): regulation of transcription by RNA polymerase II
Molecular function (GO): RNA polymerase II cis-regulatory region sequence-specific DNA binding; DNA-binding transcription factor activity
Source: RefSeq, a predicted model, not a curated record
UGUCAGAACAACAACUUCCUUGUGGUUUCAAGCGACUGGAUAAACUGUGUGAUGUGAAAGUAAACACGAAAAUGUCUGGGAAGAACAUAAACCAAACCACAGAUUUUCAUAAUGAAUAUAAAGGGAUUCCUGAGCAAAACUCAGGUACUUCAUUAUUAAAUGUAAAGGAAGAGGUGGAAAAAGGUGAAAUGAAAAACUGUAAGAAAGAGCUUCAUUCAGAUUCCUGUGCCAAUUUAUUGAUUGCCAUAAAUGCAUCUACCAGUGAGCGCAAUCCACCUUAUUUUGUGAUGAAAGCUAACAGUAUGUGUGUGGAUUAUCAAGAAGCAAAUCAUACUACAAAUGAUAUAAAGAAAUCAAAUAUAAUUAAGGAAGAGGAAUAUCCAGACACUUAUUUGGACCAGCACAUCAAUAAACAGACUGAGACAGAGGAAAUAAAUAAGAAUUUCACAGCGAUAAGGUCUAAUUCAUGUACAUUUAUUUGUUCUCAGUGUGGGAAAUGUUUUAGUUACAACUCAAAUUUUCUUAAGAAUCAGACAAUUGACCCAGAUGACAAAACAAUUGCGUGUCCAGAAUGUAGGAAGUGUGACACCGGAAACUCUAUAUCAGAAAAAACGUUUUCAUGCUUACAGUGUAAGAAAUGUUUCUCUAAAAAAUCGGACUUUAUUCUACAUAAGAGAAAAAAACACUCCAACAAAAAAACAUAUUCACGUUCGGAAAAUGGGAAAUUUGGUAAAAACUCAAUGCAUGUUGUAAAUAAAAGAUUGAAUAUCUCAGAAAAACACUUUGCAGGUUCAGAUUAUGGCAAACGUGAUAUUACAAAAUCCCAUUAUAGUAAUUAUAAUAGAAUUCAUGCUGGGUGUAAACCAUUUGUAUGCUCGGAAUGUGGCAAAUGUUUUAGCGAUAAAAAAACUCUUAUUAGGCAUCACACCAUACACACAGGAGAGAAACUUUUUACAUGUGCUGUAUGCGGGAAAGGAUUUGCUAGUAACCCAGAGCUUGUUGUUCAUAAGAGAAUGCACACAGGAGAAAAGCCAUAUUCUUGCUCUGAAUGUGGAAAACGUUUUAGUAGUAACUCAAAUUGUGUUCGACAUCAGUCUAUGCACAGAGGAGAAAAAACAUUUCCAUGUUCUGAAUGUGGGAAAUGUUUUGCAAGAAAUUCAUAUCUUUUACAGCAUAUUAGAGUUCACACUGGAGAGAAACCAUAUGCAUGCCCUGAAUGUAAAAAAAGCUUUGCCAGAAACGCAGAUCUGUUCAAACAUAGAAGAGUUCACAGAAGAGUUAAAAAAUAUGCUAAAAACUCCAUGCAUGUGUUGGAUGAGGUAUCGGAAAAAACAUUUGCAUGUUCGGAUUGUGGGGAAAGUUUUAAUCAAAAUUCUGAUCUUUUUAAACAUAAUGCAAUUCAUACAGGACAAAAAGUAUUUGCAUGCUCGGAAUGUGGGAAAUGUCUUAGUAGUAACUCAAGUCUUGUUAGACAUCAUACUUUGCACACAGGAGAAAAGCUAUUUUCAUGUUCUGUAUGUGGGAAAUGCUUUGCUAGUAAUCGAGAGGUUGUUGUACAUAAGAGAAUGCACACAGGUGAAAAACCAUACUCUUGCUCCAAAUGCGGAAAAUGUUUUAGUAAAAACUCAAAUCUUGUCCGACAUCAGGCCAUACACACCGGUGAAAAACCAUUCCCAUGUUCCGAAUGCGGGAAAUGUUUUGCUAGAAAUUCAUAUCUUGUACAACAUCUUAGGACUCACACUGGAGAGAAACCAUAUACUUGUUCUGAAUGUGAGAAAUGUUUUACCAGAACCUCAGAUCUUUUUCACCAUAGAAGAGUCCACCACACAGGAGAAAAACCAUAUGAGUGUUCUGAAUGUGAGAAAUCUUUUGGCAGAAAAUCGGAUCUUUUUCAACACAGAAGAGUUCACACAGGAGAAAAACCAUUUGCGUGUUCUGUGUGUGGCAAAGGAUUUAGUCGAAAAUCAUUACUGGUCAUGCACAGUAGAAGACAUGUAAGAGAAAAGUAAUUAUCUUGAAGCUGCAAACUAAUAAUGUAAUCAAUGUUUUGGUAGUGAUUCAGGCCAUGCAAAUGUAGAGACAUUAAAAUGUUAUUCAUAAGAGAGAAAACCCCAGUAUUUUAAUGAAUUCAUUAUUUAUUUUAUUUAAUGAUACAGAUAGAUUAUACAUUUUUUUAUAUAUUUUUAAACCUGUUUCCAAUUUACUUAUCAAUUUUGCUUCAUUCUCUUGGUAAAUUUUAUUGAAGAAGCAGCAAUGCACUUCUGGGAGCUAGAUGAACACAUUUGUAGGCAUAUAAGUCCAGUUACCAAUUAGGCUCAGGAGCUCGGUGCUAGUUGCUAUCUAGAUAUGAUUUUCAACAAAAGCUACCAAGAGAAUGAAGCAAAUUAAAUAAUAUAAGUAAAUUGGAAUGUUGUUUAAAAUUGCAAGCUUUAUCUGAAUAAUGAAAGAAAAGUUUUGGAUAUCAUGUUCCUUUUAAUUUUAAAAUGUAAUACAUUUUGAAAUGUCAUCUUUUGGAUGCAACAAAUUAAAAUUACUUUAUUGUUCCUUUCAAAUAAAAAAUUUACAUAAUCAUUU